This is a messenger RNA of Thamnophis elegans (Western terrestrial garter snake), 2155 nucleotides long. Its product is annotated as zinc-binding protein A33-like. The transcript is spliced from 6 exons. Bases 62 to 1534 code for a protein of 490 amino acids. The record is from RefSeq and is a predicted model, not a curated record. Lineage: Eukaryota; Metazoa; Chordata; Lepidosauria; Squamata; Natricidae. Gene Ontology annotation, molecular function: protein binding; zinc ion binding.
GAAGAAUUAGAAGCAGUUCUAACUUGGGAAAACUCUUCAGGCUCUCUUUGAAUCGACCAACAUGGCUUCAGUACGAGAAGUGUCCAGUUUCACCGAAGACCUGCUGUGCCCCAUUUGCCUCUCCCUCUUUCGGGAGCCCCACAUACUGGUGUGCGGCCACAGUUUCUGUGCUUCCUGCCUGGAGCCCUGCAUCCCCAAAGGGGAAAGUCAUGGGCUCUGCCCCGAGUGCCGCCACCCCUUCACUUUGCGCCACGUGAACCGAGCCCUCGGCAGCUUGGCCAAGAAGGCCCGGCUUCUGAAGCUGGAUGAAAGGGCUCAGCUGAGUGGCACUGCCGUCUGGUUCUUCUGUGAGGAACACGAGGAGCCCCUGAAGCUCUUCUGCAACCAAGAUGAGGAGCCCGUUUGUGUCAUCUGCCGGGAUUUGCCUCAGCACCGGGGACACGAUUUCCUGCCCAUCAAAAAUGCGGUUCAGACCUAUCAGGACCAGCUGAAGGCAUCUCUGGAGCCUCUUGAGAAAGAUCUCAAGCGGUUGAAAAGGAGCCAGUGCCACCAGCGGAAGAACAUUCUUGAAUUAAAGACCUGCUCUGAAUCCUUGUCUGAUCAUAUCUCUGGAGAGUUUGCGAAGAUGCACCAGCUGCUGAACGACAGAGAGCUGAUUAUACAACAGGCCUUAAAAAACCAGAGAGAAAAGAACUUGGCGCAGAUGGAAACCAAGUUAAAGGAACUGGACUGCAAGAUUGCCUCUCGGUCUGAAACUCUGCGCCGUGUGCAGGCCGGCCUUGAAUCCAAAGACCACAUAAGUUUCCUCAAGGAUGCAAAAGGGUUGCUAGAGAGGCCCCGUAAGGAACAAGGAGCUCCGGACGAACCCAAAAUAGAUGCUGAACUGGUAGGAGAAGAUGGGCUGGGGGCCAGCAGUGAAGACACAGGUGAAUGUGAGAAUGAGAUUGAAGAAGAUGUUGAGGAGGAGGAAGAGGAGAGAGAAGAGGAGGAAGAGGAAGAAGAUGGAGUGGUGGCUGUAGACUUGAACUUGGGCGAGUUUAAAGGACCUCUGCAAUUCUACGCCUGGAAGGGGGUCUACAAUGGGCUACAUCCAGUCCCUGCAAGCAUCACUUUGGACUGCGAGUCAGCUCAUCCCAGCUUGGUCCUGAUGGAAGACGCCACUGGGGUCAAGUUCAAUCCUCGCCAAUGGCUAGAGAGCAUCACUUCCACCCCAUUUGUGGUGGGACAGAAGGGCAUUACCACUGGGCGCUUCUAUUGGGAGAUCGACGUUGGGGACAGCACCGAUUGGAUAGUUGGGAUGGCCAAAAAGUCUGUGAGGUGCAAGAAGCAGCUGAACUUUCUGCCCAAGGAAGGGGUGUGGGCUAUUGAGCUGAAGGCGGGAAAGUACCAAGCUCUGAGUGAGCCCCGAACGGCCCUCUCGGUCUGCGGGAAGAUAAAAGAAGUUGGGGUCUACCUGGACAUUGAAGGGGGGCAGCUCUCUUUUUACAACAGCAGCAGCAUGUCCCACCUCUACACCUUCCAAGCGUGCUUCUAGGAUGACCUUUCCAAGCCUGCUCCCAUUCUGCCCUUACUCAGCACUCGAAGCAACUACCCCCUCUCAUUGUGGACCCUGGUGCUUUGAGAGCUUAGCUCAGGGUGUAGCAUUGCAAAGAACAGCCUGGUGAAAGUUGAAAACAUUGAGGUGCCUUAGGAUGGCUGUUUUAAGAGAAGGCCCAUUCCAUUCCCUCUUUGCAAGCAAUCAUUUGAAGAUCUGAAAGUGGUUUGACCUGACUAUUGUGGUCUACAAUGGUUGUUCUAGGCACAGAGGGUGCUAUAAGUGUAGCUUUCAAGUUGACCUUCUGUUUCCCACAUGUUUAAUUUCCUUGAUGCAUUGACUGUAGUGAGGGUAGAGGUUGCCUCGGUCCACCUGUGGUGCAAGAUUUUUACCUCCUUUCAAUGUGCUCCACUGCAGGCAAAAAGAAUGAAGGCAAGCCAUACUUCCUGCCUUUGGUUGGGGAGGCCUUAAUAGAGAUGUUCAAAUAUUCAAAUUCUGAGUUGUGUUUGUAUCUGUAACAAGUGAUGGUUUUCCUCAUCGCCCUAUGAUGCUAUACGGCAUUGCACAUCAAAACAACUAGACACAAGGACAAUUGCCCGUCCGUCCCCAAUGCCAUCAUCA